Messenger RNA from Sungouiella intermedia, 2058 nucleotides. The record is from the annotation of a GenBank genome assembly. NCBI's taxonomy places the organism in Eukaryota, Fungi, Ascomycota, Pichiomycetes, Serinales, Metschnikowiaceae.
AUGACUAGAAAAAGCUUAACCUUGGAAGAGCAGCUUUCUCCAAUAAGGUUCCCAUCUUUGGAACUUUUCAACUCAGAAGGAAAGGAAAAUACUGUUGCUCUUCCCCCAGUUGAGGCGACGAUACUUGAUCUGGAGAACAACAACCACGCUAGAAUUUACCCACACGGACUUAAACCAAAGCAUGAAGCCAGAAGGAAUACAAUACAUCAGGCAAUUACUGAUAAAACUCCAGCAAAGAAGGCUCAGAGAUUUGCCUUAACUUCGCCUCGAUUGGUUAUCCCGACGCUUUUCCCUCCAGACACAGAAGAUAAUGUCACAGGAAGCCCAUUAUAUGGAAUAAGGAGUAAGAGGCUAAGCAGUGCAACGAAUUUCAGUAUUGAUAAAUACCUUAAUCGAUUGGGUAAGGGCAUAUCCGUGCACCAGAAUAUCGAGUCCGAUGGUGAUGAAUUUUCGCCAAUCAAAAAACAUCGAGGUCCUAUUCAGUCUUCUGAACAAGGCUUGGGAAAUAAUAUUGAAAUUAACAAGACCUCACUGUUAGGCUCAGAUAAGUUGAUUGCUUUGCAGGAGAUUGCCACCUCGCCGACAGCCAAAAGUUCAAAGAAUAGUUGUUCAAAUGAUGGACAAUCAGAGGAUAUCAAAACAAAGUCACAUAACCCCCCACAAGAUAUAGUCCGGAUUGACAAUGAAGAUCUGAGCAUUGUUCUAGGUGAAUCGCCUGAGUCCAAGCGAUUAUUUUCUAGGAGAUAUAUUAACAAGGUUCAAAACAAGUUUCGAGAUGAAGUGAAAAAACUUGAAAUCGAAAUUGCAUCCAAGAAUGAUCUUCUGAGUGAUCUCUUAAUUCGAGUCAGCGAGCAAGAGCGAAUUAAUUUGAAGUUGGAACAAGAUUUAAAUCUGCAGAGGCGUGAAGCUGUGAAUCUACAGUUUGAAAUAGACGCUUUGAAUGUCAAUUUAAGGGAAGUUGUCAUUGACUUAGCUCGCGCAAUUAAAAAAUUGAAGCGAAAGGAUUCUCUUUUAUACAUGGUAAAUGAAAAGCUUGAUCAUUCGAAAAAGCGAAUAGAAGAGAAUCACAUAAAUGCAAGCCAUCAGAUUGUUGAGAUGGAGGAAGCAGUCGAAAGGUUCAAGCGGGAACUUGCAUUAAAACAGACUUUACUCGAUGAAUUAAAAAUCGAACUCGGGGAUGCUCAAGAAGUGUUGGGUAUGGAUCUGUCAGGAAAUUACAGUAUUAAACAAAAGAUAAUUGAAUUGUGCAGUGAAAACGAUCAAAUUAAAUCAGAACUACAAAUGGUUUCAUCAAAGAAUAUUGAACUUUCUUCACUCGUCAGUGAGCUUGAAGAAGCAAAGCAGAAGAGCGAACUGGCCAGAGAAGAUUUGAAUGAUAAAUUCCUUGGCUUAAUGGAGGAAACCAAGAAGGUACAAGAAGAGAUGACUACUUUUGAGACAAUUCAUAAACGAUUGGAAAAUGACAUCUCAGAGAAAGAAUCCCAAAUUAAAGACUACUCUUUGGAGCUUGAGUCGGUACGGAACGAGAAAUCUGCGAUGGAAGAAUCCUUUAAAUCGUCAGAAGUUGCCAAACUUCUUGCUUUUCAAAAGGAGAAACAGGAUUUGCUACAGCAGAUAAAUACUUUGCAGAAGCAGAAUGAAGAAAAAGACCAGAUUAUUAGCGGUGACACCAAGAAGUUAUCGCAGUUAGUGGAAGAGCUUGGUAAGCAAAAACUGCUCCUAUCAACACUCACAACAUCGCCAGAACAGGCUUCUGCCCAAAACACCGAACUAUUACGUCAAAUUGCUAAUCUCAAACGUCAGAUUUCUCAUGCUCAACUGAAAACAGAGGAACGAAUACAAGAGGUUGCCGAGCAAUUGUUUCAUCAAUAUUCAAAAAAACACGAGCUCAAGGUAAACCAAUUGAAAGAGAAGUAUGAAGCGAAACUUCAGGAGAAAACCAAACAAAUUAAUUUGAGUGCUCGUCAGUUGGAGAGUUUGGAAAGCCGUCUUAAUAUGGGCGAGAAGGAGAAGAAUUACUUAUUGCAAUUGCUUGAGAAAACUAAUUCACCGAAAUAG